CAACAACAGUCAACUUUGCCGUUCGAUCCGAAUCGGACCAAAGAAUUGGGUAGGAGGAGGACAGUCACCGACCUACCAAUUGGUGAUAAUUUGAACUGAGCACCUCUAAUUGGAAGCUACGUUCUGUUUCCGCUGACGGGGCAGCAGCGUGUGGAUUUCCGGACCAGCGGAAGCUGUUGUAUAUCACUGACCGAAAGUUGGACUGGGAUUAGUUGAACCCUCGCUUGCGAUGGAAUACGUUUUCGAUAUAUUUUUCGAGGAGUCCUUCCUGACGAUGGAGCGCAGCGGGUUGAAAAGUCGCAGCGGCCGGAGGGACGUGAUUGACCACCUCAAUUCGGUCAUUUCCGGUUGUAUUGAGGGUCGACCGACGGCCAAUGCCCAGUUGGCGGUCGGUUUGGCGGUGAAAUCUGCUAUCGAUUACCACCGGAAGAUGAAGGACGACAAUUUUAGGGUUUGCAUGAUGGGGAAGUAUCACAACGUGCUGUAUAUUGCGCUGCGGAUCGCAUGGGACUGGAGCUUGGAGGACUCUGAGGUGAUUCGGUUGUUGUUGGAGGAAAUUUACGCGUGUGAAAAUACGUUCGAGAGGUUGUUUUUGGGAGCGUUGUUCGGAACGAAUGCACCCCAUUUCAUUGCCGGCUGGAAGAGUGACUUUAAGGAUCAGGAUGAAAAUUUGAGGGCGAUGGUAUUUUUUCUGCAUCACGCUGGUCGAGCGAGACUAAACUUCCCAAGCUAUUCGUACAUCUAUCGGGAUUUGAUGCCAACGAAAUUUAUUGAUAUUCCUAUCGAAUCCUGUGGUAAGGCUGCCCCUCUCCGCGUAGCCAUACAGGCUUCAGCUCCAGACAUCUUGAUGAUUUUGUUGCGCCACGGUGCCAACCCCAACCCGGACGACGGAGGAUCGUCCCCAAUUCUAAGCCUCCUGGAUAAACUACGCGAGUACGAAAACCGAUCCUACCCCUACCAGCUGGUGUCCUGCCUCAAACUGCUUCUCCGUUGCACCAUCAUGAUAGAACUGCCCUACAAACCGCACCUCUUCCACGUCCGCAAGGAAAUGUUCCAAAUCAAGUACAAUCUACUCCUGGCAGACAAUCUCAUCCCACUGGAUCAACUGUACGGAGUACCCAGUCUGAAAUCCAUUUGCCGGUGCCACGUUCGGGACCAACUUAGGGCAAACUUCCAGCUACCGCGCGGUAUCAACCGGCUCAAUGUGCCACGAAAAAUUAUGAAAUAUAUCGAUUUGCUCGAUUGAUCGUUAGUUGGAUCAUCGGAUACUCA
This is a messenger RNA of Armigeres subalbatus, 1272 nucleotides long. RefSeq lists its product as uncharacterized. NCBI's taxonomy places the organism in Eukaryota, Metazoa, Arthropoda, Insecta, Diptera, Culicidae. Gene Ontology annotation, molecular function: protein binding. The coding region runs from base 230 to 1246 and encodes 338 amino acids. The transcript is spliced from 4 exons. The record is from RefSeq and is a predicted model, not a curated record.